CCACCCAUGGGAAUGAGGGAAAGUUACCUGUAGGAGUAAUACGGUGUCGUAUUUUUCUUCAUUAAAACGCACUCCGUUUUACGUGUUUCGUCGUGCCACUAAGACAAACUCGAUUCGGGAGCGAACUCGGGUUCAACUGAGUCACAAAUGUCGAACUCACUCUCCGACAUCCAUAGCCAUCUCUCUCAAUUAACGAAGCCAAUCCUCGACUCGCUCUCGAAAACGCCAUAUACUCCUCAAGAAACCACAAAGAUCUCCACAAAAUCAACGCUCGAAUCUCUCCUCUCAACAAAACCAUCAGUCAAAGACUUCUCCUUAGCUUGCGCAUUACUCUCCUCUUCUAGCUCCUCAACUCACGAGCUUCUCACGUGGAUCCCCGGCCACCUCUCCACCGCCGCCGAAACAGCCUUUUCCGACCUCUCGAAAGCUUACAACGACGCCCUUCCAGGCGACGAGAAGAGAAAUUUGGUGGCGGGAUUGAUGCCGGAAAUCGUGCCGCUUUUGAAGGAGAAGAUUAGGGAGAGCUCCAUUGACAAGAGUGAUGAAAACAAUGAAGCUUUUGCCGCGUCGGCUAGGGUUCCCGUAGGGUUCGCCAUUUUGGCUGCUUAUCAAUUUAGAUGGUUCGUUUCUCAGGUUGAGUGUCCAGAUUUGGGUAAAAUGGUAAAUUUGGUUAUUCCUUGUGCAUUAACAUGUCUUGAUCACUGGUCACCGGAGGUGAAAGGGCAGGGGAUGAUUAGUUUUAUACACAUAGCAACAAAUGUGAAAGCAGUGGAGCUUGAUUUGUAUGGAGAUGUGACUCUUGAUGCUUGCUGCCAGAACAUUGCUUCUGAUGAUGAGAUAUGGCAGUAUGUCAUGGAGAUGUCGGUGCUACUCGUUACUUGCAUUCAAAGAGACAAUCCCCGUAGCUCGUGGUUUGAGAAGAUUCUAAAUGAGAUGUUGAGCCAUUUGGAGCGACAACCAAGGAAUAAGGAGAGACGUAUUGCAUGGCUUAAAUUUAUUGAGCCAGUCUUCAAUGCUAUUGGCCUUUUGUUAUUAGCUCAUUUUAGGCGUAUUUUCCCACUUUUCUUCCAAUGGAUGCAUGUUGAUGAUGAUGAAACAAUUCUGCUGCUUCUCAAACGGGUUCAAACAGUUGUUAGGUUAACAUGGGUACGGAACACACCAUAUGUCGGAAGAUUGGUAGAUGAACUUGUUGUAUUAUUCAAAGAAGCAGCAUUGAGAAGAGCACGAGAAGAUAUUCGAACCGAUAUUCUUAAUAUACUAAUCAUGCUUCAGCAAUGCAAAGGUCAACAGUUUGAAACAGCCUGGAACAAGUACAGGGAUGAUCCAAACUUGACCGCCCUAGCUCGCAGUCUAUCAAGUGAACCAACUUUCAAAGCAGAGAGUGAUUCUGCUGCAGGUGGCGCUACGGCGGAGUUAGAGCCAUUGACAAUUGAAUGAGAUAAGUUUUCCCAUGUACAUUCACUCUCAUAAUUUUAGUUUGGAAACAAUGUUUGUGUAGUUCUGGAUUUAGGACAUGAAGAUGUUAACAUGUCAAUGAUCAGUGAUGACAUGUUUGAAAGGAUAUGGAAAUCAUGGAUUCUUAUCAUUCUCUCGAUG
This is a messenger RNA of Durio zibethinus, 1596 nucleotides long. Its product is annotated as ARM repeat superfamily protein. The record is from RefSeq and is a predicted model, not a curated record. NCBI's taxonomy places the organism in Eukaryota, Viridiplantae, Streptophyta, Magnoliopsida, Malvales, Malvaceae.